AUGGCGACCUACGAAGAGCUACUGGCUCAAUCCUUUGGCACGGACGAACAAAGAGCUCGAUAUAGAACAUUCCCACGACCACGUCCACGUCGUCGUGCACCAGAACCACCAGAAUAUUAUGGAAAAGUGAUGACAACAUGCUGCAUUGCAACUGACAGCCUGAUCUACUGCGUCCAGUAUUCCGUGAAAGCAGUCGUGAAACUGGCAAGAUCUUUCUGCAUUUCUCUGAAUCAGGAGGCGUCCACCACUGACCCAGAAAACACGAAUGCUGUUGAAACAGUUGCAACAGACGAUGCUGAUACUGAUACAAUCUUCACAGAUGACGACGAAAAUGAUUCUACUAUUACAACGGAAGAUGCCGACACUCUUCCGAUAGAUGAGGUUGAAUCUAAGCCUUCUGACUAUGCCUAUGCUUACAACCACGGCGCGUCUGAUGGUGAAGACACUGAUAAUGAUGCUUUUGAAAUUGAGGACUCACAAGAUGAGGAGACUGAUGGAUACGCCGGUGACAGUGACGCCACUCUCGAAAACUGA
Messenger RNA from Caenorhabditis briggsae, 534 nucleotides. NCBI's taxonomy places the organism in Eukaryota, Metazoa, Nematoda, Chromadorea, Rhabditida, Rhabditidae. The coding region runs from base 1 to 534 and encodes 177 amino acids. The record is from RefSeq and is a predicted model, not a curated record. The transcript has 2 exons.